This is a messenger RNA of Ziziphus jujuba (common jujube), 3639 nucleotides long. Its product is annotated as probable leucine-rich repeat receptor-like protein kinase At1g35710. Gene Ontology annotation, biological process: protein phosphorylation. Lineage: Eukaryota; Viridiplantae; Streptophyta; Magnoliopsida; Rosales; Rhamnaceae. The record is from RefSeq and is a predicted model, not a curated record. Gene Ontology annotation, molecular function: protein binding; ATP binding; protein kinase activity. The transcript is spliced from 2 exons. Bases 199 to 3033 code for a protein of 944 amino acids.
GCAUAAACUACUCAAAUUUUAUAAAAACCAAAUAAACUACCAAUACAUUUUAAAAUCUAAAAUUUUAAAAUUUUAAAACAAUAUAAAAGCUAAUAAAGAAAGUCAUGUCACGACCUAACAUGAAUAUAUAUAUAUAUAUAUAUAGCUUCGUGAGACAUAGAAUUGCUUUGAAGUGGUAGUCAUAGUGAGAGCAAAUUAAUGGCAGCCUUCGUUUCCAGUUCGAUUCUCAUUGUUGUUGCAGUAUCCUUCUGGGCUACCUUCGUUUUCUGCUUAUAUGCUGCUCCAGAGUCACCUGAAAGAGAAACAAAGGCCCUGCUUCAAUCUGGUUGGUGGAGACGUGAAUAUCUCAACUCUACCACCACAACUCCUUGCAACUUGCCUGGUAUCACUUGCAAUCUUGCUGGAAGCAUUACACAUAUCUCUCUACAUAACAAUGAUCUAGAGAACAAGAAGCUCGGGAGAUUUCUUAACCGCUCUUCGUUUCCGAAUUUAGUCGGUCUAGAUCUUGCUGGAGCUGGACUUGUUGGCACCAUCCCACCAGAGAUAGGUUCUCUUUCAAACCUCAUCCAUCUUGACCUUUCAGAUAAUCAACUUACAGGUCAGUUACCUCUUUCAUUAGCAAACCUCUCCCAGCUUGAGCUACUUGAUAUUUCUUACAAUGAAAUAAAUAGUUCGAUUCCAUCAGAUUUAGGCAGCUUGAACAAUCUUGUUUCAUUGAACUUGAGCUCUAACAGCUUGUAUGGUCCAAUACCUUCAUCAAUCGGUCAAUUGAUCAAUCUCACUCAUUUUCAUAUUCGUAGGAAUCAAAUCAGUGGCCAGUUACCUUCUUCACUCAUAAAGCUCACCCAUUUGGUUGAGUUUGAUGCUUCUUAUAAUAAAAUUAAUGGUUCCAUUCCAUUGGACAUAAGAAACCUCAAAAAUCUGGUUUCCUUGUCCAUAAACGGCAACCAACUCGAUGGACCACUUCCUUCAACUCUAUGUCAAUUGACCAAAUUAACUUUGCUAUCAGUUUUUUCAAACCAUAUUAGUGGUUCAAUUCCUUCUCAGAUAAGGAAUCUGACCAACCUUAACUAUCUAGACCUUGGGACAAAUGAGCUUAUUGGACAACUACCUCCAACUUUGGGUCAAUUAACUAAUUUGUCUUAUCUUUACCUUAACUCCAACCUAAUAAGUGGAUCUAUCCCUUUAUCAAUUGGACAGCUAGUGAACCUGAAUUAUCUCUACCUAAAUGGCAAUAUGCUGAAUGGACCACUCCCAGCGACAUUAGGUCAUUUGUCCAAUUUGAGAAGCCUGACUAUUGAUUCGAAUUACAAAAUUAAUGGAUCCAUCCCUUCAGAUAUUGGAAACCUCAAAAAUCUUAUAAUAUUGGGACUUGAGAAUAACCAAUUAACUGGUCCAUUACCUUCUUCAAUAUGCAGUUUAACCAGCUUACAAUUUUUGCACCUUAGUUCGAACCGGCUAAGUGGGUUGUUGCCAUCUGGGAUAGGGAAUUUGAAGAAUUUGACAAGAUUGCAACUUGGUUCUAAUAACCUCGUUGGUCCAAUUGUGUUGUCUUUAGGCGGUCUUGAGAGUAUAGAACAUAUUGACUUGUCCAGCAACCAUUUCAAUGGAAGCAUACCGAUGGAGAUUUGUAACCUUUCUAGACUCGCUUUUUUGGACCUCAGCCACAACUCCAUUGUUGGACAAAUACCUUCUCAGCUUUUCAACCUCAAAAACUUGACCACCUUGAACCUUGCCUAUAACAGUCUCAAUGGUAGCGUUCCCUUUAUUCUAUUUCAAUUCAAGAGCUAUGCGCUCAAUCUCGAGGGAAACAAAGAAUUAUGUGGUAACUUCACAGGUCUUUCUUCAUGCUUUGAGUCAAUCCCACCAAGCACUGAUCAUCAGGGUGCUGUAAAAGAAAUUGAACCUCAUUCCCACAAGAUCAGAAACAUUAUUGUUCCUGGAUCGGUUAUCCUUCUCUCGUUGCUUCUUGUGCUAUUGGCAUUGUUCUACAAAUGUUGGUGUAAAAAUAAAAACCGCCAACUUGGUGAAGCAACAACAACAAAGAAUGGAGAUAUAUUUUCAAUAUGGAAUUAUGAUGGGAACAUAGCAUAUGAAGACAUCAUACAAGCAACAGAGGACUUCGAUAUCAAGUAUUGCAUUGGUACUGGUGGAUAUGGAAGUGUUUACAAAUCACGACUACCAAAUGGUAAAGUUGUUGCCUUGAAGAAACUUCACACCCUAGAAGCGGAAGAGCCUACUUUGAUAAAGAGUUUCAAAAAUGAGGUGAAAACAUUAACAGAAAUAAGACAUCGAAACAUUGUGAAACUCCAUGGGUUUUGUUUACAUAAAAGAUGCAUGUUUUUAAUCUACGAAUACAUGGAAAGAGGGAGUUUGUUUUAUGUAUUGAACAAUGAUGUUGAGGCUGUGGAAUUGGAUUGGAGAAAAAGAGUGAACAUUAUCAAAGGAAUAGCGAAUGCGUUGUGUUACAUGCACCAUGAUUGCACUCCACAAAUUGUUCACCGUGAUAUAACUACCAACAACAUUUUACUCAACUCAGAAUUAGAGGCUGUUGUAUCUGAUUUUGGCACAGCAAAACUACUUGAUCCAAAUUCAUCCACUCAAAGUACCAUACUUGCUGGUACUCGUGGUUAUAUUGCUCCAGAGCUUGCCUAUAGUAUAGCUAUAACAGAAAAAUGCGAUGUGUAUAGCUUCGGAGUGGUGGCACUUGAAACGUUAAUGGGAAGGCAUCCAAAAGAACUGUUGUCGACCUUAUCAUCUUCCACCACACAAAGUCUGUUGCUAAUUGAAGUUUUAGACAAACGCUUACCACCCCCGAGAAGUCGGUUGGCUGUGCGUGAUGUUGUUCUUAUUUCUACAAUUGCGUUUGCAUGUUUAAAUGCCAACCCGAAGCAUCGACCAACCAUGGAAAGCGUUUCUAAACAACUUCUUGCUUGCAGAUCAACAUUGGCAGAACACUGUUUCCAUGAAAUUUCAAUUAGGCAGCUCAUGAACCCCACAAGUCUAACUAGACUUGACCAUGAUCAAAACUAGGAUUACAAGUUCAGUUCAAUGAUGAUAAACAUGUAAAGAUGUGUUAAAUUUGUAUUACAAAUUUUCUACAACGAUAAGAUUGAAAUUAAUAACAUUGCACAUGGAUCUUAAAACAAAAAAACAAAAAAACAAAAAAAAAUUUAAGUCACAAAUAUUCUGUUUCUUGGGGGCCAAAGCAAAUGUUCUAUUUGUCCUCCUAGUAGUUCGGCCAAGUAAUUUUUUUUUUUUUUUUGUUUUCACCAUUAAAUCAUGAUUAAUUUUAACAAUUUGACUAUCAUGGUAACUAAUGGAGAAAUUUCAGAUUACGAUUUAUUCCAUUUACAUAAGAUGAACCUAUUACGGAAGUUGCACCUAAAAAGAGAGCACACAGCAACGCCCAAGGGCACAAUGCCCAAUGAUUUAACCUAUUCAUCAUAAAAGGGAAACUUACACAAUAAUCAAAUGAUAAGCAUACUCGAGAAAUGUAGGUACAAGUAUUGAUCGAGUUCGAAGUUUCGAAAAUAACAUCCGGCGUCAUCACUUUCAAGUUGUAUAAUUGUAAACAAUGAAAAAAUCAAAAACAUUUUGUCUAAUACAUUAUGCCAUAUCCAAAAAGAGUUAACCGAG